Exophiala dermatitidis NIH/UT8656 is the source of this 1788-nucleotide messenger RNA. Its product is annotated as MFS transporter, SP family, myo-inositol:H+ symporter. Gene Ontology annotation, cellular component: membrane. The transcript is spliced from 4 exons. The coding region runs from base 1 to 1788 and encodes 595 amino acids. Gene Ontology annotation, molecular function: myo-inositol:proton symporter activity. NCBI's taxonomy places the organism in Eukaryota, Fungi, Ascomycota, Eurotiomycetes, Chaetothyriales, Herpotrichiellaceae. The record is from RefSeq and is a predicted model, not a curated record. Gene Ontology annotation, biological process: transmembrane transport.
AUGGCCAACCGCGACCAUAUCUCCAUUGAACAAAAGAUUCAAGAAAAAGCCGCCCACCAUGAAUAUGCCGAUACAGGGCGCCGUGGCGGUCCUGGACGAAGCAGUCUCCGAGCCGACAGUGUCACUCGAGCCUCGUUUGACCGGCGGCAUUCAGCGUCGGUGCCUCGCAGCCGCCGCGACAGCAUCCGCAAGAGCUUCGACGACACCAACCUGGCGAUGGUGAUGCCGGACUCGACGCACGUGGAAAUGAGCGACGACGACAUGGGCGCCAACUCUAUCGAUGACAUCGCCACGUCCUGGUUCGUCUGGCUGGUUGCGGCCACGGCAUCUAUUGCUGGUAGCUUGUUCGGCUACGACACGGGCAUUAUUUCCGCCGUGCUGGUCUAUCUCCACAACGACCUGAACAACCGGCCAACCUCGUCGAACGAAAAGGAACUUAUCACCUCUCUUUGCUCCGGUGGUGCUUUUAUCGGUGCCAUCAUUGCUGGUUUGACUGCUGACCAGUUCGGUCGCAAAAUCGCCAUCUACGUCGGCUGUGCGCUCUUCACCAUCGGAGCCAUCCUCCAAGCUGCCGCGUACUCGAUCGCCCAGAUGUCCGUGGGCAGACUGGUCGUCGGAUUCGGUGUCGGCUCGGCUGCCAUGGUGGUGCCUCUGUACAUUGCAGAGAUUGCCCCGACCAAAGUCCGUGGGCGUCUCAUCGGCCUGAACAACAUGUCGAUUACUGGUGGCCAGGUGAUUUCCUACGGUAUUGGUGCAGCCUUUGCACAUGUUGACCACGGCUGGAGAUACAUGGUCGGCCUCGGAGCAGUGCCCGCUAUUCUUCUGGCUUGUCUAUUGCCUUUCUGCCCGGAAUCACCUCGUCAACUGGUCUACCACGGCCGCAUCGCCGAGGCCGAAUCUGUCCUCGCAAAGAUCUACAAAGGCGCAUCAGCCGAACAAGUGCGUGCCAAAACGGCCCUGAUCGCCGCCGCCUGCGAGGAAGCCAAAGAACUCAACGAAGACCAAUCGCGCUGGAGCAAGAUCAAACAACUACACACCAACCCAGCCAACUUCCGCGCGCUAGUCUGCGCCUGUGGACUGAUGGUGAUCUCGCAAAUGUCCGGCUUCAACACGCUGAUGUACUACUCCUCCACGCUUUUCGCCCUUGUCGGCUUCUCGGACCCCGUGGCCGUGGGGCUCGUGGUCGCAGGCACGAACUUCCUCAUGACCUGGGUGAACAUGAUGCUCGUUGACCCCGUGGGCCGACGUAGGGUGCUUAUCGCGACCGUCUGGGGCAUGUCGGCGGGCCUGAUCGCCGUGGCUGUGGCAUUCAGUUUCAUCCCGAUCGACCGCAAGACAUUGGCGCUUGAAAACGCAAAAGUCUCCGCUCCCGCCAUUGUCGUGUUGGUGUUUAUUAUCUGGUUCGUCUUCUUCUACGGUGUCUCGGUCGGAAACACCGCGUGGAUGAGCACCGAUUUCUUCCCCAUGGAAGUCCGGGCCAUGGGAACAAUGUGGUUGACUUGUUCUUGUUGGGGAUCGAAUAUCAUUGUCAGCUCGACUUUCCUGUCAAUGAUGAAGGGAAUGAGCCCUUCGGGUGCUUUUGCCUUUUAUGCGGCCAUCUGCGGUAUUGGAUGGGUGCUGAUCAUUCUGUUUUAUCCCGAGGUUUCGGGUCUGACGCUCGAGGAGAUCGGUGAGGUGUUCCAGCAUGGCUUUGGGGUCAGGUAUGCGUCCAAGUUGAGGAAGGAGCGGAAGGCGGAAAUCAAGGAGAGGUUGAAGAAUAAGGAGAGGACGAUUGCCGUUGGUCAUUAA